ACUGACAAGCAAACAGAAUAUAUACCUAAAAGAUCACCAAAUGUACUGCCGGCAAAAUCCCAAUUUACAAAGGAAAAACUACUACAGAACUUUGAUAGCAGCUCCUCAGAUGAAGAAGAUACUAUUUUAGGUGAAAAACAAAAAGAUCAAAACCUGAGUGAUUCUGAAAGCCUUGAAAACAAUGAUAUUAUGACCGACCAAAAGACUUCUGUCACUCCUUCCUCCGAAUAUAAUGGUAGCGACAAUGAGCAUUCAGCAAGUAUUAGUUUAAGAUCAUCACCCAUUUCUAAACCAAGAUGGAAAUCCUCAAGUAUGAUAUUACCUGCAUAUGUCAACAAUUUGAAACAAAAAGUAGAGAAUAAAAAACUUCAAUUAUCAUCAGAUUCUGACGAUGAGGU
This is a messenger RNA of Ogataea philodendri, 398 nucleotides long. RefSeq lists its product as uncharacterized. Lineage: Eukaryota; Fungi; Ascomycota; Pichiomycetes; Pichiales; Pichiaceae. The annotation marks the transcript as partial. The transcript has a single exon. The record is from RefSeq and is a predicted model, not a curated record.